UGAUAUGUGAGUCCGUCGAUCCUCGUCCGAGCAAGAGCCAUGCUGAUCCAUGUCGUUGCACAUCGUUCGCAGGCAGAAACACUUAGCAACGGUCACUGUGUAAUGAUACAGUCCAAGGUACUCUCUGUGUCCUCCGGCUCAUCACCCUUGGAGAGUAUUGUUCAGCUCAUUUCUGCUGCUGUCAUUAUCUUCGAGCACUCUUUCUAUAUUUUCGACCAGCGGCCCUAUCUUCAGGACAGGCAGAAUUCUGAUCCCUGCUUUUACGUCGCUCUGGAGCAGUACAUGCCAUCUCCUCAUGCAGCUGCUGUCAGGGAAGGUGUGAGCGUAGCCGUCCACGCAUUCCAAGGACGCUCGUCUACUUCGAAAGUCAAGCGAUUGUUUGGACGCUUCCAGCCAGGAACACAAUCCAUUCGUGACUCCCAAAAGAUGGAGUUGGUCGACACAAUUGUUAAAAUUGCUUUAGAGCAUCGUCUGCCAAGACCUCAACAACAAGCAGUGCAACACAACACAGAUGGUAUCUGUUGAGGUAGUCUCAGGAGGUGGAAUUGUACGAAGUGGUUGCACGAUCACGAAAUAUAGCGCUUUCUCUGGUAUGGUGUACGGGUGUUUGAAGCAUGUGAGUCGCCCUCAGCUGGGACGGUGGUGA
This is a messenger RNA of Suillus plorans, 646 nucleotides long. RefSeq lists its product as uncharacterized. NCBI's taxonomy places the organism in Eukaryota, Fungi, Basidiomycota, Agaricomycetes, Boletales, Suillaceae. The transcript is spliced from 7 exons. The record is from RefSeq and is a predicted model, not a curated record. The coding region runs from base 40 to 525 and encodes 161 amino acids.